UACAGAAGGGUAACAAAAUCUGCAAUGUUCGGGACCCUGGCGGGUGAAGAGUGCGGCCCCUGAGCCUCUCGACUUGUGUUUCUUUAAAAAAAAACAGAAAGACCAGUUGUUUGUAGUGAAGUGAGCAGGCUCCAGCCAUGGAUUGUACCAUCAAGGAAGCCCUUUCCGUUGUAAGUGAAGACCAGGCGCUCUAUGAAUCUUCAUUUGCUGCUUCCCAGCUGUUGAAGGCGGAGAUUGGUUCUGGUGAUUACAGUCAGCCUGGUAAAGGGAGUCCGGAAAUGGGAGAACAGGACUGGAGCAACCCCAGCAGCCGAGUCAUGGUGAAGAGGGAGGUUGAGCAAGUCAAUGGUACAAGAGAAUCUCCUGUAGACUGCAGUGUUGUCAGACGGAGUAAGAUAGUGAGUGGAACUGAAACGACUCAAACCCCCUACCCUGCUGGAUACAGUGAGCAGAGAGAUAGCCCACCCAACAGCAGCACUCACGAGAAAAGGGUCAUUGUUCCAGCCGACCCGUGCGUUUGGACCCAGGACCAUGUGAGACAGUGGUUGGACUGGGCAGUGAAGGAAUAUAACCUGUCAGAUGUGGACAGCUCCCUUUUCCAGAACAUCGAUGGGAAGGAACUCUGCAAGCUGACCAAAGAUGACGUGAUGCGUCUCACCACAACCUACAACACAGAGAUCCUGCUUUCGCACCUCAACUAUCUCCGAGAGAACAGCCCAACAUUCAGCUAUCCAAACUCCAGCUCACACAGUCAGCAAACAGCACGUGCUCCAGUGAAAACAGAAGUUUCUUACGAGGAAGUCCGCAGGACCAGUUGGUCGGGUUGUGGAAACACCAUCCAGAAAGGAUCGCCCCCUCAGCCUCCAACCCCCACCAGGAUUAAUGAGCCGCCCCGAUUACAUCCAGAUCCGUAUCAGCUUCUCGGACCGACAACUAGCCGCUUAGCGAACCCAGGAGGAGCAAAUGGUCGGAAAGGCCCUUCUGUUUCAUCCCUGCCAGCGGUAGCAGCGUCUCACCGAGCAGGGAGCGGACAGAUCCAGCUGUGGCAGUUCCUCCUCGAGCUCCUCUCGGACAGCACAAAUUCUUCCUGCAUCACCUGGGAAGGGACAAACGGAGAGUUCAAGAUGACAGACCCAGAUGAAGUGGCCCGACGCUGGGGAGAGAGGAAGAGCAAACCCAAUAUGAAUUACGACAAGCUGAGCCGUGCUCUGCGUUACUACUACGACAAGAACAUCAUGACCAAGGUCCACGGCAAACGCUAUGCCUAUAAGUUUGAUUUCCAGGGCAUUGCUCAAGCCCACCAGCCUCACCCACCUGAGUCCCAAAUCUACAAGUACACAACAGACCUACCAUACAUGCCAACCUACCACACACACCAGCAGAAGAUGAACUUUGUGCCAACUCACCCUUCACCCAUCCCCGUAUCGUCAGCGAGUUAUUUUGGUGCAACAAAUGCCUACUGGAGCUCAGCCCCUUCAACCAUGUACGCCAGCCCCAGUGUUCCCCGUCAUCCAGGCUCCCAUGUCCCAUCUCACCUUGGCUCCUACUACUGACUGCAUUAACCUGCACUGGGGGCCAAGGAUGCCAUGGACUCUCUCUCUCUCCCUAAGAGGUUUGUACCUGGCCCCAACCACCCACACCUCCCCCACCC
Messenger RNA from Carcharodon carcharias (great white shark), 1651 nucleotides. Its product is annotated as Friend leukemia integration 1 transcription factor-like. The record is from RefSeq and is a predicted model, not a curated record. Gene Ontology annotation, cellular component: nucleus. NCBI's taxonomy places the organism in Eukaryota, Metazoa, Chordata, Chondrichthyes, Lamniformes, Lamnidae. Bases 138 to 1553 code for a protein of 471 amino acids. Gene Ontology annotation, biological process: cell differentiation; regulation of transcription by RNA polymerase II. The transcript has 10 exons. Gene Ontology annotation, molecular function: sequence-specific DNA binding; DNA-binding transcription factor activity, RNA polymerase II-specific.